ACAAAAACAUAACCAGAGCUUGACUUACUUAUAUUAAAGCCAAGGAAGGGAGAAGCAAGCAUAUAUACACGUCACAACCACCUUCUCAUCUGCUCCACUCUUUCCUGUUAUCUUCCUCUUUCAACUGCUAUAUCUUGUUGCUCUGGUCUAAUAAAUAUGGUUGAGUCAGCCAUGUCAAAGACAAUGAUGGAGGAAGUAAUGGCAAGUUGGUCAGAGGGGUCAGAGGAAGAAGAGCUUGUGAGAGAGCUUUUGGAUGAUGGCUCUCCCCUUCUUGUGCUGUCUCAGGAGGCAAUUCAAAACCCCAUAACAAAACCCUCUUCAACUCACUUCCUCUCCAACAUUUACUCAGGACCUACCAUCUCAGAUAUUGAAAAUGCCUUGUCACUCACCAACCACAGAGACCACUUUCCACCACUCUCAUCACCCAGAAUUUCAAUAUUGGAGAGGGGUUUGAGCAAGAUUGAGAAUAAGUAUACCCUCAAAAUCAAAUGCUUUGGCAAUGGGAUGGGAGAUGAUGGAUACAAGUGGAGAAAAUAUGGACAGAAAUCUAUUAAGAAUAGUCCAAAUCCUAGGAGUUACUAUAGGUGCACAAACCCAAGGUGCAGUGCCAAGAAGCAAGUUGAGAGAUCCAUUGAGGACCCAGACACUCUAAUCAUAACCUAUGAAGGGCUCCACUUGCACUUUGCUUACCCAUAUUUUGUCAUGGGCCAACCAAACCAAUCUCAAUCCGAUCAACCUAUCAAGAAGUCCAAACCCACUUCUUCAGAGGACCAAGUCCAAGCCCAUAUAGAAGAUUAUGUCCAUGAGGCCCAAUCAAGUGCUACUUCGGGUGUGAUGCCAUCCACUUCACUGGACUCUCCACAAGACAUGGCCCAGGAAAACAUGGGCUCACAAGGAUUGCUUGAAGAUAUGGUCCCAUUCAUGGUUCGGAACCCAUCAAACAGUGUGAACACAAAAUUUUCUUGUUCGUCGUUUCGAUCUCCUCCAACAUCUCCUAUGUGGCUUAAAUUCUAGGACUUAAUUUAUAAUUAUGAAUGUGUAAAGAUUUAGAAACACAAUAAUUUUAGAUAUAAUGGCUUUGCUUAUGUGAAUUUAAUAUAUAAUGUAAUAGUAUAGUUUUUAUGUCACGUGAUCGAAG
Vigna unguiculata (cowpea) is the source of this 1138-nucleotide messenger RNA. It is a transcript of the gene WRKY49, whose product is annotated as WRKY DNA-binding protein 49. Gene Ontology annotation, molecular function: sequence-specific DNA binding; DNA-binding transcription factor activity. The record is from RefSeq and is a predicted model, not a curated record. Lineage: Eukaryota; Viridiplantae; Streptophyta; Magnoliopsida; Fabales; Fabaceae. Gene Ontology annotation, biological process: regulation of DNA-templated transcription.